UUUUGGAGGGGGGUCUGGUCAUGUUCCCCCUGUCUGCAUAUGUGUGUGUGUCUGUGUGUGUGUGUGUGUGUGAACGCACAGACGGUUCAGUAGUAAUUUGAUGUGUGUCCCAGGGGACGUUUGAUGGAUUAAAGCUAAGCAGCUCCAUUGCUGCGUACCACCUGAUCUCUCUCCCACUGCCGCCCCAUAUAAGCCUGCCUGACUGCUGAUCUCAGCUAGUCCCUCAGUCUCUCUCUCUCUCUUUCCUCUCUCUGUCUCUUCUCUCUCUCUCUCUCUCCUCUCUGUCUCACUUUCUCUGUCUCUCUGCCUCUCUUUUCCUUUCUCCUAGUGGCCCCCACUGCAGCCCGGGAGCUAUCCAGUGCUGAACGAGAGUAUUUUUCUUUUCUUUUUUUUUCUUUUUUUUUCUAUCCACAACCAGGCAGAGAGAGAGAGAGAGAGUGAGCGUGUGCAUGUGCGUGUGAUUCGUACAGUAGCGGCACGCACACACAGCAUCCCAUCAUCCGUCGCCUUUCCUCCUCUCGCCUUGCUUUCCAUCUCCUUUAUCUUCAUCCCUGAUUCUUUUCAUCCCUCUUGCUUUCUUUUCUUUUUUUCCUUUGCUGGGAGGUCAGGUCUUUUUUAUUAAGUAACGUACGGAUUUACGCUCCUGCUGCUUGUUUUUCUUUUUUUGUUUUUUCCUCCAGGAAUCUUUUUUUUCUCAUUUUUUUCCCCCUCGUUUUCUGUUCGACGCCCAUGCGUAGUGCUUCUCGCGUGUGUGUGCUGACAGUGCGUGAAUCAUGCCCCGCUCCUUUUUGGUGAAGAAGAUCAAGCUGGAUGAUUUCUCCUCGUCUGCUGUGGUGGCAUCCAACCAUCAUCAUCACCAUCAUCACCAUCACCACCUGGACGACGCCUUCACUUUCACCCGUUCCAUCACAGACUCUGUAACCAGCCUGGGUGUCCGGCUCAGCGAGAAUGGCUACAUCCAGGACUACAUUAGUCCCUCUGCAUAUCAGAGCGAGAAGAAGCUGGAGCUUAAGUUGGCCUCAGCUGUGUCCGACCCUCUGUACGCUCCGGUCAGCAGUGGUGGUGAGGAGUACUGCGAGCCAGACUUAGAACAGCCCGACAGCCCUCAGUCCGGUCUGACCGCUCGUGGCUACUACAGCGGGGAGGCGGAAAGUCUGAGCGAUGGCUACAUUACUGCAGAGGGCUUCUUCAUCUCAGAUGGGCGCUCACGGAGGAAAGGCGAAGGUAAGGAGUCGCGGAAGGGCGUGGCGGAUGCCAAGGAGGCUAGCAGUGGAAACCCACGACACGUGUGCAACGAGUGCGGCAAGACAUACGCCACAUCGUCCAACCUGAGCCGCCAUAAGCAGACGCACCGCAGCCUGGACAGCAAAAUGGCACGCAAGUGUCCCACCUGCAACAAGGUGUAUGUGUCCAUGCCUGCGCUGGCCAUGCACAUCCUGACCCACGACCUCAAGCACAAAUGCAGCGUGUGCAGCAAGGCCUUCAGCCGGCCGUGGCUGCUGCAGGGACACAUGCGCUCACACACCGGAGAGAAGCCCUUCGCAUGCGCCCACUGCGGCAAAGCCUUCGCCGACCGCUCCAACCUGCGGGCCCACAUGCAGACGCAUUCAGCCUUCAAGCACUACCGCUGCAAGCGAUGCGACAAGACCUUCGCGCUUAAGUCCUACCUGAACAAGCACUAUGAGUCGGCCUGCUUCAAGGGCUCCGGGGAUGAGGACGAGUCCGGAUCCGAAAACUGAUGAAAGAGAAAUCUGAACCUUCAUCUCGUUAAAUUUGUCAGGAAGAGUCAGGAGACUGAGUCUUGUUUAUUCUCGCACGUCUCCCCUGUUCGACUCCAGAAGCUUUUCACAGACCCCUUCUCCUGCACACAAACACUCAUACACACUAAAAUGCAUUGAAUGCAUUGAAUUUGCUUGAUUCAAAUGUGUACAUUAUGUCCUCAGUAUGCCAGAGAAAAUUCAAUGAUAGGUUAAUGGUACUGGCAGUAGACUGGUACUGUGACUGUUAGAGCUAGGCCUUCAGUUCUGUCUGAUAAAUGUCAAAACGAGGGAAAAACCCACCUUAACGAUAACGUUAGCGUCCCUAUGGGAUUCUAGUAGUAUGUUAGUGCUAAACUUAAGCUAAGUAAUGCACAUGAACAUU
Molecule: messenger RNA, 2142 nt
Organism: Colossoma macropomum (tambaqui)
Lineage: Eukaryota; Metazoa; Chordata; Actinopteri; Characiformes; Serrasalmidae
Gene: scrt2
Product: scratch family zinc finger 2
Exons: 2
Coding region: 774-1739 (321 amino acids)
Biological process (GO): regulation of DNA-templated transcription
Molecular function (GO): RNA polymerase II cis-regulatory region sequence-specific DNA binding; DNA-binding transcription factor activity, RNA polymerase II-specific
Source: RefSeq, a predicted model, not a curated record